AUGGCCUCCGAAGAAGACGAAUACUAUACCAGCGACGGUGAAGAAACGCUGCUCGAACACGACGACCCACACCAACUCCAAAACUACGCCUCCCCCGAUCGCCACAACCAGCGCUGCAAAAUCCUCUCCGAACAUCAAAUUCGUGAAAUCCAAGACGCGACCAUCUCCGACGUCUGCACCGUCCUCUCCGUCUCCCGGAGCGUCGCCUGCACUCUCCUGUACCAGAACAACUGGACGCCCAGCUCCCUCUACGACAAAUGGUUCGGCGACGGGCCCUCCCCAAAACCGGCCCGGCCCGAACAAUCCAGCGACGCGGCCGCCGGGUUGUGCAAGAUCUGCUUCGAAACCACCGACGCGCCGUCGAUGAUGUCGGCCGGGGACUGCGGCCACCGCUUCUGCACCGAGUGCUGGAGGGGUUACGUCAGCACAUCGAUCGAGACCGGGUCGGGCUGCCUGACCCUGCCCUGCCCCGAGCCCAGGUGCGAAACCAAGGUGGGCCCUGACCUGGUGGACGCCCUGGCCAGCCCGGACGAGAGGGCCAAGUACUACCGGUACCUAGCCCGGUCGUACGUGGAGUGCAGCCCGAAAAAGAGGAGGUGGUGCUCUGCCCCCGGGUGCGAGCUGGCUAUCGAGGUUGAGGGGGGCUGGGGUGCGUGCGAGGUGGGGUGUGGUUGUGGGCACAGGAUGUGCUUCGGGUGCGGGGAUGAGAUCCACAGCCCGGUGGAUUGCCGGACAGUGGGGAUGUGGGCGGAGAAGAACGGGUCAGAGGCAGAGAACGUGAAGUGGAUACAGGCUUACACAAAGCCGUGCCCAAAGUGCGGGCGGCCCAUAGAGAAGAACCAGGGCUGCAACAUGAUGACUUGCGGGCCGCCUUGCCGUUUCUUGUUCUGUUGGCUUUGCCUCCAGCCGCUUGCUAACCAUCAAGGCUGCAACGGGUACGAUCACAACGGCACGGCCGUCAAGGACAGUAGUAGCCUCGCCCAAACCAGGACUUACCUACAACGGUACAUGCAUUAUUACGAGAGGUGGGCUUCGAACAACAAGUCGAGGGGGAUUGCUCUGGCCGACCUGGAAACUGCAAAAACCAAGUACAUGAAGAGGCUUUUUGAAACUCAGGACGAGACUGAGGACGGGCUGAGGUUCGUGGUGGAGGCUUGGGAGCAGGUGGUCGAGUGCAGGCGCUUCUUGAAAUGGUCUUACACCUACGGCUACUACCUUGCAGAAAAUGGGCGGUCGGCUAAGUUGGAUUUUUUCGAGCACUUGCAAGGGGAGGCCGAACUGGCCCUCGAGAAGCUUCACUACUGCGUUGAGAAGGAGAUGAGAAAGUACCUUGUGAAGAGACAUCCUCGGGAGGAGUUUAGAGAGUUUCGUUCCAAGCUGACGGGUCUCACUGCGGUUACGAGGAAUUAUUUUGAGAAUUUGGUUAGAGCAUUAGAGAAUGAUCUUUGUGAAGUUGAGGCUGACGAGGCUGUUGGGUCUAAGGGAAAAAGGAGAAAGGUGAGUUCGAGAGUUCUCAAGUGCUGGGAUUGGAGAAAGGGGAAAGUUACAUGA
Messenger RNA from Striga hermonthica, 1551 nucleotides. The record is from the annotation of a GenBank genome assembly. NCBI's taxonomy places the organism in Eukaryota, Viridiplantae, Streptophyta, Magnoliopsida, Lamiales, Orobanchaceae.